Neodiprion virginianus is the source of this 1512-nucleotide messenger RNA. RefSeq names its product phosphatidate cytidylyltransferase, mitochondrial. Gene Ontology annotation, cellular component: mitochondrion. The coding region runs from base 339 to 1460 and encodes 373 amino acids. The transcript has 2 exons. The record is from RefSeq and is a predicted model, not a curated record. Lineage: Eukaryota; Metazoa; Arthropoda; Insecta; Hymenoptera; Diprionidae. Gene Ontology annotation, molecular function: phosphatidate cytidylyltransferase activity. Gene Ontology annotation, biological process: CDP-diacylglycerol biosynthetic process; cardiolipin biosynthetic process.
UACUCGUUACGACACGAUCACGGAGCUAGUUUAUAGGUUAGUCCCAGUGACCAGUCUUUGCGUUAAAGGCGUUGCAUGGCAGAUCUCUCCCAUUUCCAACGAACAUACAUGAUGAACAUUGUUGCAUUUAGCAAAAACUGUUGACAAUAAACACGCAAACAGCAUUGACGUCUCUUUUUAAAACAUUGUUCCGAACACUGCGUAGAAAUUCUGCAUCAGUGACGACCGAAAAGUUUCGGGAAUCUCUUGGGACGUUGCGUCGCCAAGCAUUUGCUAAAUAAAACAGGCUGAUAAAACAUUCGCGAAGUAGCCAAGAGAAGAGAGCUAAAACACGAAGCAUGAAUAAAGCCACGCUUGUUUCUCAAUACGCGAAAAUCCUUACCGAAUUUCCGGGUAACAUGAAAUUCUGCUUUGCUUACGGUUCGGGAGUGAUGAAGCAGCAGAGCAGUGAUCUAUCCAAGAAUAUGCUGGAUCUCGUAUUUGUUGUAAGCGAUCCAAGCCGUUGGCACAAGGAGAACAUGCUGCUAAAUCCUGAACACUACGCUCAGUUGAUGCGUUCUUUGGGUCCUAACAGCGUUGCCAAGAUCCAAGAAAAAUGGGGAGCUCACAUAUUUUAUAAUACAUUGGUCAAGAGCAAAGAGGGCAGACUGAUUAAAUAUGGAGUAACUUCUGACACCGCUUUGAUCGAGGAUCUCUUAGAUUGGAACGUUCUCUACCUAGCAGGAAGACUUCACAAGCCUGUUCAGGUCUUGGUUAAACCUGAGGAAGAAGAAUCCCCUCUACGACGAGCACUGAUACAGAAUCUACACUCUGCUGUCCAUGCCACGCUAAUUCUACUCCCCGAGCAUUUUACGGAACCUGAUUUCUACAAGACGAUUGCCAACCUUUCCUACAACGGAGACUUCAGAAUGACCUUUGGCGAAGACAAGAAUAAAGUCCACAAUAUCGUUCUACCCCAGAUACAGAAUUUUAGAUCUCUCUACAAUCCCGUUCUUAAGCACUUUGAUCGGUAUGUUGAAAUCCCAAAGUCAGACGAGCCCGCCGUCAUGUGUCAUCAGGACACCAGCCCUUUUGCCCGGAUUCAUCAUUUGAAUCAUUUGCCACGCAUGCCACAGGUCAAGUUAGUGAGAUCGUGGUCUCAGGGCCCUAGAUCCAGAGACACAGAGGACUGCUUGCGUGCCAUUGCUCACGAUCCGGAGUGUAGUGAAAUUCUGGAAGCAUGCCUUAAGGAUAUUGUGUGGAAGUCUAGCGUCUCGCAAAGCUUGAAAGGGAUUUUUACUGUCGGCAUUAUUAAGUCUGUUAAAUACGGGGCAGCCAAGGUGGUCAAGAUGAUGCGAGCUCAGGAAUCAAGUGAGAAGACGACUCCAGAAGUAAAUGCCAGCCUUACACGAUCCACCCUCGAGAAGAAGACGCCUUUCAAAAACGAAGAAACAAAAGAUUCCGCUAGAAGAAUUCAGUGAAAUUAUUCCUCCUUUGGAUUUAAGUCUGUGUUUUAUCUUGGGGAAGAGCGCG